This is a messenger RNA of Phalaenopsis equestris, 1062 nucleotides long. RefSeq lists its product as uncharacterized. Lineage: Eukaryota; Viridiplantae; Streptophyta; Magnoliopsida; Asparagales; Orchidaceae. The record is from RefSeq and is a predicted model, not a curated record. The coding region runs from base 1 to 1062 and encodes 353 amino acids. The transcript has 2 exons.
AUGUGGAAUCUUCAUCCUAAUUUCAUCAAUGAAAUUAUGAAUGCCUGGACCAUUAAUGAUGACUAUGGUCCUUGGAUAAAACUAUGGAAAUUAAAGAAGAAGGUGGCCAUCCACUUAAGGAAUUGGAAUUGGAAUACUUUUGGUGAUGUUAAUGAGAACUUAAAAACUGCUCAAAAUAAGGUACUUUGCACUGAAGAAGACUUCCAAAGGGGCUUAAAAACUGAGAUAGAGCUUCAUAAAGCUAAUGAGGAACUACUUGCUCAAAUCACCUAUCAUGAAACCUUCUUGAAGAAAAAAGCUGCUAUGACCAAGUUCACUGAAGGGGACAGAAACUCCAGCUUCUUUCAUGUUUGCAUAAAUUUCAAGAGAAAAUGUAAUAUGAUCUUGGAGAUUAAGAACUCUGAGGGUAUUAAGUUAACUAAGGCUGAUGACAUUGCCCUUGAUGCUGUCAACUUUUUUCAACAACUCUUUAACACCCAUCCCACUAUUAGAACUUGUAUUGAUGCCAAUUUAUUUGCCGAGGGCUUUGACUAUGUCAGUAGGCUGACCCUUGAUCAAAUCCCCCUUGAAGAUGAGAUUAGAGAUGCUCUUGAUUCUAUAGAUGAUGAUAAAACUGCUGGCCCUAAUGGCUACACUGCAAAGUUCUACAAAAGCUUCAAAAGCUACUGGACUGUGGUUAAGCAGGAAGUGAUAUCUGUCAUACAGGAAUUUUUUAGAGGAAAUAAUCCACCCAGGAUUCAACCUCAUCUUCAGCAACUUGUUUGUGCUAACCAAACAGCCUUUAUCAAAGGGAGAUCUAUCUUUGAUAACAUUUUGUUGGCCCAAGAGAUGCUGCUUGACUUGGACAGGAAAUGUAGAAGGGGUAAUGCUAUAUAUAAAUUAGAUAUUAAGAAGGCUUAUGACGCUAUCAACUGGAAUUUCAUCCUUGAAACCCUUGCUGUUAGGGGCUUUGCUGAAGGCUUCACUAUGUUCAUCAAAAGAUGGCUUCUCUGUAACAACCAUUCUGUGCUUAUCAAUGGUUCUUGUCAUGGCUUCUUUUCUGCUUCCAGAGGGAUCAAAUAA